CCUUCUUUGAAGAGUUUUUAUUUGUAUAUAUAUGCAAUAUACUCGGGGAAAUAUUAGUGUAUAUAAGUAUCACCAUGUUUCUCUUCCAAUGUUCGCCAUUUAUAAUUCUGAUAAUAGUAAUAAAUCACAGUGUUGGAAUCUUACACAAAACAAUAUCGGUUCCUAUGUCAUUUGCUCCACUGAGACGAAUCACUUAUAAACCUGGCUCUGGGGAAAUAUACAUUGGUGGGAAGAACAUCGUUGUGCACCUGGACAAAAAUUUUGAUGUAAAAAGCAACAGCACAAUAGGACCCCGACAAGACAGCACACAAUGUGCUCCUGAGCAAAAAACUUGCAAUUCUUUGCAGUGGACAGAUAAUUACGUAGAAGUUCUACAAUUCAUUCCGAGACACAAAAUGGUGCUUAUGUGUGGAUCAAUCGAACAGGGACUUUGUAAAUUCCUACACAGUCACUUAAUUUCAUAUGAAGAAAAGUUUAGAAUUACUAAUCAAGACUUCGUUGGAAGUAAAAAUGGAACAAUAUUUGUUCCAUACGGACCGGCUGAUGAGAAAGAUGGUAGUUAUUUUAUAGGUCGAAGUUGGGACGGGAGACCGAUGGAUUAUACAUUUCCGGAGUUUUCUUUUAUGGGAAUCCAUAAUAGAUCUGAGGAUCCAACUUACAAAUGGGAAUUUCAAAACAAAACCCUGUACGCAUCGAUGGAAAUUUGUGAUCAAAAACGAAAAGAUUUUUCAACUCGGUUUAUUUAUGGUUUUCAAACAAACCAAUUUGUCUUUAGCAUUUACAACCAAGCAAGGAACACAUCCUCCGGAAUGAUAUAUCAAACUAAAAUGUCGAGGAUAUGUACAAGCGACAAAUAUAUGAGAUCUUUUAAUGAAAUUAUUCUGGAAUGCAAAAUCCACAAUAUUGCAACUGCAGCCUAUUAUAGCGAAGAGGGAUCUACACUUCACGUAGCAUUUGGUAUCAGCGUAGACUCUGUACAUGCUGCCAGAAAUGCUUCAUCAUCUGUUUGCAAAUUCACCCAGGACGAAAUAGACAACAUGUUUAAUAACUUGAUUACACAUUGUUAUAAUAAUGGAGAUGCUCUAAGCCCACCCGAUUGGCAUACGUGUGGACAGACAGCAAAAUGUAACACUAGUGCAUCGAUGUCUGUUAAUAACUACUGCAGCUCGGAAUCACAUAUAAGAACUGCACGGAAAACCAACCCUGGAAUACAGAGGUUGGCAAAGCCCUAUUUCAAUCCGCAGGCACAGAUUUACCAAGAAAAAUGGACACUUUUCACAUCAGUUUUUUCACAUAGAAUCAAUUCGAAAACGAAUAUUUUGCUGAUUGGAACAGAUGAUGGUUACAUGCUUAAAAUAAAUAUCGAAGACAGGCAUCGGGAACUGAAGCCGUAUGUAAAGUUUGAUCUGAGUCAGAAUAGAAGCCAGAAAAUUGAGCCACAUCACGUGGUUGAUCCAGUUGGCACGGAUCAUGUCAUAUUUUUACAUGGAAAUAAGGCUUCAAGAUUUCCGUUGUUUUCCUGCCAUGUCCACACUACCUGUGGAACAUGUGUGACAAGUGGCGAUCCAUUGGAGUGUGGGUGGUGUAAAGAUUCUUGUGUGAUGAAGAGCGAGUGUACUAGCAUGUGGUACAACGACACAUGUCCGCCAUUUAUUGCCAAGGUGUAUCCCUUAAGUGGACCAUUGGAAGGCGGUACGAUAGUGACAAUUGAAGGGGAGAACUUCGCAGACGACAGACUAACAAUAGCUAGUGUUACAAUUGGUCAGACUGUAUGCAACAUUGUCAACACGACAAAUGUCAAAAUCCUAUGUAACACCAGCUCAGCCACAGAAGUUGGUGAUUACUUGGUUAGAGUGACGACAUACACAAUGGGUAUCUCAAAGCCGUCUGAAAUUGGAGUCUUCAACUUCUCUUAUAAGAUACCAUAUCUGAACAAAAGGGCCUCGUCGUGGAAAUACACUGCUUACAUUCUAUGGUGACAAUUUAGACAUCGGAUUGAAAACUAUGAUCAUGGUUUCUAAUUUAAAGUGCCAAAUCGUAAGUAAAACCAAAACACAAGUGCAGUGCCGAACAAGUGAAUGUAUAGAAAUUCGGAAUAGCCAGAUCGAACAGCGAAUGACUUGUGACAAAUGCUACCCAGUAAGAUUUGAAAUUGACAGCACCAUAUUAACAGAUGAAAAAGACACAUUCUGCUACAAGGAAAAUCCUGAAAUUACCGGUAUAUCAAGAAAUA
This is a messenger RNA of Saccostrea cuccullata (small rock oyster), 2233 nucleotides long. Its product is annotated as plexin-A4-like. Gene Ontology annotation, molecular function: semaphorin receptor activity; protein binding. Bases 75 to 1979 code for a protein of 634 amino acids. Gene Ontology annotation, biological process: semaphorin-plexin signaling pathway. The transcript has 9 exons. NCBI's taxonomy places the organism in Eukaryota, Metazoa, Mollusca, Bivalvia, Ostreida, Ostreidae. The record is from RefSeq and is a predicted model, not a curated record.